AUGCCAGCAUUUUGCAUUUCUGAUUUCCUGCUGCUUUUUGCUCCUUUUUUUUCUGGUCAAGAAUUUGAGACCAAAACUCUAAUUCCCAACAAUUUUUCUUUGGUGUGGCAGGUAGAAAUUGGUAUAAGACAGAUGUUUAUGGGGUCUUUUAAGGGCCUGACGAAUGCCAACAUAUGGCAUGAGAAGCUGAAAUUGAAGGGUUUGCUUUCUUCUUAUUUAUUCCAAGAACAUUUUCCAGUUCAUUAUAGUCACGUCCUUCAGGCUCUACCACUUCCAGAAUACAUGGACCCCAUUUCAGGUGUUCUAAACAUUGCUGCAGAUUUGGGCCAGGAAACCUCAAAGUCUGAUCUGGGUCCUUGUCUUUAUAUCUCAUAUGGAAGUGGUGAGAAUCUUUCACAGGCUGAUUCUGUGACAAAACUGCGUUAUAAUUCAUAUGAUGUGGUUAAUAUUUUGGCACAUGCUACUGAUGUCCCUGUAUCUACAAAACAGCUUAAUUACAUAAGGAAGUUAAUGACAAAGCACAAGGACCAGAAUAAAGAGAGCGGAGAAGCACCUUUAGAUGAGGAAAACAUUGAAGUGGAAUUGCAUGAUAUGUUCAGAGAAGAUAUGCAAGUAAACAAGAAAGUUGCUAGAGUAUCCUGGUUCUCUGCUGCAAGACAUGAAACUCAUGCUUCAAAUCUGAAAGAUAGAGACGUGUUCCAUGAUGGGGAUUCUGGUUCUGACUCUGAUUCUGAUUCUGAUUCUCACACUGAUACUGAUACUGAAGUCUCAAAAUUUUUCUUGGGACCUGUUAAAAGUUCAAGGUCAUCAGAUAAUCUUAAGUUUCAUGGGAAUCACUCGGAGACUUCCAAUCAUUUCAUAUCUGAGUCUUGUGGUGCCCAUUGGGAUAUCUUUCGUAAACAGGAUGUUCCCAAGCUUGUAGAAUACCUUAGAAGGCACUCUAAUGAGUUCACUCACACAUACUUCCAAAAGCAUAUGGUUCAUCCAAUACUUGAUCAGAAUUUCUUUCUUGAUGCAUAUCAUAAAAUGAGACUGAAGGAGGAGUUUAAAAUUGAACCCUGGAGUUUUGAUCAACAUAUUGGAGAAGCAGUGAUUGUUCCUGCUGGAUGUCCAUACCAAAUUAGAAAUCUUAAGUCAUGUGUCAGCGUGGUUCUGGACUUCCUCUCACCAGAAAAUGUUACUGAAUGUAUUCAGUUGAUGGAUGAAUUACGACAACUUCCAGAGAACCAUAAGGCCAAAGUUGACAGAUUAGAGGUGAAGAAAAUGGCAUUGCACAGUAUCAGUAGAGCAGUCAGAAAAAUUCAUGAGCUUACACGGGCAGAGACCAGCAUGGACCUCAAUGGCUAGCUGCAAGGACUGAAAACGGAAAGAUAUGCUGUUACAAAAUGAAUCGUACAGGAUCUCUCAUUCUUGGUGAAAAACACCAACUUUUUGUUAUCAAAAAUUUGCAUUGGUUUCCUCAUUUACUGCAACAACUUGUACAUGGGUUCAUUAAGGUUAGCAUUUUCUCCCCUUGCUGCAACAGCAACGUAUAUAUGAUCGAUCCGUUCGACUGUAUAUAAUGACUAAUCAGUUUGGUUGUAAUAAUGAUUGAUUCUUUAGUUCUUUUCUUAUAUAUAUACAACCUUGUGAUAGUUUCUUCA
Messenger RNA from Populus euphratica (Euphrates poplar), 1643 nucleotides. Its product is annotated as lysine-specific demethylase JMJ25-like. Gene Ontology annotation, molecular function: transcription coregulator activity; chromatin DNA binding; histone H3K9 demethylase activity. The coding region runs from base 1 to 1347 and encodes 448 amino acids. The transcript has 9 exons. NCBI's taxonomy places the organism in Eukaryota, Viridiplantae, Streptophyta, Magnoliopsida, Malpighiales, Salicaceae. The record is from RefSeq and is a predicted model, not a curated record. Gene Ontology annotation, cellular component: histone deacetylase complex; chromatin. Gene Ontology annotation, biological process: regulation of transcription by RNA polymerase II.